Messenger RNA from Anisakis simplex (herring worm), 1707 nucleotides. NCBI's taxonomy places the organism in Eukaryota, Metazoa, Nematoda, Chromadorea, Rhabditida, Anisakidae. The record is from the annotation of a GenBank genome assembly.
CAAUGUGUACCUUGUUUUGCAGCGAUUCAAUUUGUACUUUCGGACGAAUUCAGUCAUUUGCGCUCAGAUCAUCGACAAGGACUCAUUCAUGAGGGAACCGGUGAAAAAGUUUCAACCGCCCGAGUUGAGAUCGUUUUCGAUAAUAUGGAUAGACGCAUUGUCGCGGUGGACGCCAACGAGGUACGUGUAGGACGCCAAGUCAGCUUCAAGAAGGAUCAAUAUUUUAUCGAUUCAAAGAUCGUCUCAAGAAGCGAUGUGGUUAACCUGAUGGAGUCUGCUGGCUUCUCGCGCUCGAAUCCCUAUUAUAUCGUGAAGCAAGGAAAAAUCAACGAACUGGCCACUUCGCCUGAUUCACAUCGACUCAAAUUGCUCAGAGAGGUAGCUGGCACUCGUGUCUAUGAUGAACGCAAAGAGGAAAGUUUAAAGAUUCUUCGUGAAACGAGUACGUCGUUUUGUUAUUGUGCGAAGAGCGAGAAAAUUGAAGCGUUGUUGGCCUAUAUCGAGGAGCGUUUGAAAACUUUAGAAGAGGAGAAGGAAGAUCUAAAAGAGUAUCAAAAAUGGGAUAAAAUGAAAAGAUCAAUUGAGUAUACGAUAUAUGAUAAUGAAGUGAAGGAGGCUCGUAAAAAGCUGGAUAAACUAGCUGAACAACGAGAAGAGCUGAACACAAGACAAAGCAAGGUAACAAAUGACUUGCUGAAUGCACAAAAUAGCUCAUUGAAAGCGCAAGCUGAGCAGCGCAAGCUCGAGGCCCGUUUCAAGGGAAUGCGCGAAGAGAAGGAGGCGUUGCUCGGUGAACAGACCGAGCGAUUCCAAAAGAAAACUGAACUCGAACUUCGUAUCAAGGAUCUACGUGAAGAUGUUGAAAAAGAACGGUCAGGAAGGGAUAAAGCGGAAGAUGUGCUGAAUAAACUGAAAGCGGAUAUCCAAGCAAAAGAAGAGGAGCUGAACGAUAUUGCACCAAAAUAUAACGCGCUCGUCGAAGAUGCUGCAAAACUUAGCACUGAUAUUCGAAUUUCGGAACAGCGAUGCAAAGAGUUGUACGCGAAACAAGGCCAUAAAGACCAAUAUAAAACAGUCGAAGAGCGUGAUAAAGUGCUGAACAAGGAGAUUCGUUUCUACGAUCGGCAGUUGGCCGAUACAGAAGACCAGAUCGGCGAAAUUGAACGGAGUUUGCACGAUGAAGAGCAAGAGGAGGAACAACUCAAUCAGCAGAUUAUGGCACUUGGUCUUCGAGCCGAAGAGUGCGUUGAUCAGAUGUCGACCAUCAAUCACAAAAUGGCCGAUUUACGUCGACAGCUGGAUCAAGCGGCUAUCCGACAACAAGAGGCGGCUCGUGAUGAGAAAAGCGCUCGUGACAAUGUUGAGGCUAUCAAAGUGGAGGUGGCACAGGCCGAACAAGAUCUUCGGAAGAUGACCGCUAAGUCGGUUAUGAACGGAGUUGAUAGUGUGCGACGUGUUCUGCAACACUUUCGAGAGCACAAUCGUAACGGGCAAUACGACGCAAUUUUGAAUGGAUAUCACGGCACCCUGUUGGAUCUGUUCAAAUGUGACAGUGUAUACUUCUCGGCGGUUGAGGUUACGGCUGGCAAUCGUUUGUUCUAUCAUGUUGUGGAUGAUGAUCGAAUCGCGAUGAAAAUCUUGAAAGAGGUUAGCGUGCCGCAUUUCUCACUCACUAUCAGACAUAAAUUUUUUGGAUUGUAUUAUUGA